This is a messenger RNA of Dacryopinax primogenitus, 2371 nucleotides long. Its product is annotated as exocyst complex subunit Sec15-like protein. Gene Ontology annotation, biological process: intracellular protein transport; Golgi to plasma membrane transport; exocytosis. Gene Ontology annotation, cellular component: exocyst; membrane. NCBI's taxonomy places the organism in Eukaryota, Fungi, Basidiomycota, Dacrymycetes, Dacrymycetales, Dacrymycetaceae. The transcript is spliced from 11 exons. The record is from RefSeq and is a predicted model, not a curated record. Bases 1 to 2352 code for a protein of 783 amino acids.
AUGCCACCUAGAUCGAAGAGACCCCAAUUUACACAACAGGAUAUCGAUCAGCAAUUACAGCAGAUCAACCUCCUUGAUUCCUCGUCCCCGUCGGAGAAUCUCGAGCAGCUCGCACCAAUCAUCAAAUCCGUCCACGAGUCUGGGAGACAGGAGGCCUUCCUGCGCACUCUCAGUGGUCUGAUCGAGAGUAAGGAAGCUGAAAUUGAGCGUAUAUGCGGGGACAACUACCAAGACUUCGUCAGUUCCGUGUCGACCCUGCUAACAGUGAGGAGUUACACUGCAAACCUCAGAGGCAGGAUUAGCGAGCUGGACUUGAGUGUGAGCGAAGUCGGGAAUGGACUUGUCAAGAAGAAGAAAGCGCUGCAGCUGGCUAAGAGGACGGCGAACAACCUUGAUGAGGCGAUCGAUACACUGCAAGCUUGCUUGCGCGUACUUGACCUCGUGAAUCGCGUAGGAGACAUGGUGAAGAAUGGGCGGUAUUAUACUGCUUUACGGUCAUUAGACGACAUCGAGACUCUUCCUCCAUCUCAACUCUCACAGACUCCGUUCUUCAACCACCUCCUGAGCUCGCUCCCCUCCCUCCGAGCGCAAAUCAAGACUGCCGUCACCGAGUCCACUAAGUCUUGGUUGCUGGAGAUCCGCGAAUCCAGCGGGCUCGUGGGCAACUUAGCGCUGGAAGCGAUCGAGCAACGUUCGCGGAGAUGGAGGGGAAGGAGGGAAAAGGAAGGUGUUGGGAGGAGCAAAAUCGUCGGUAGCGCAGCGGAAGCAGCUGUGAAUGAGAGGAUUGAUUUUGAUCCGCUGAACAACGACCAAAUCACCGUGGACUUUAAGCCGCUCUACCAGUGCAUCCUUAUCCACACCGCCAUGGGCCAGCUGGAAGAGAUGCAAACAACCUACCAAGAAGACCGUAAGACCCAAGCGGCGCUCAUCCUUGCACAACGCUUGUCUUCCUUCUCACAGCUUACCAAAACCCUCCCGGAACUGCUCAACGAGCUCCUAGGGUUCUUUAUCGUCGAGGCACACGUAGUGCGCACAACGGCAAGCUCGAGCUUCAGGAGCCAGAAGGACGUGGAAGAGCUGUUUGAGAGCGUGAUCCCGAGAGUGUGCGAGGCGGUGGAGAGAGGUAUUCGGGAUGAGAAGGAUCAGGAUAUCCUCCAGGGGUGCAGGGCUCUUGUGGGGAACUGGGCUCAGGCACUUGAAGGCUACGGCUACGAUACGAGCCAGAUUCACACGCUCCUCUUCAAGCUCUUCGAGCGAUACGUGAUCAUCAUCCAGGACAAGUACAAGCAAGCCUUUGAAGAUAUUGUGAUGCAAGACGACCUUCAGCCGAUGAUGAUUGAGAAUGAAGAAGAGAUAGCCCGGGUGCUCGGAAUUUGCUGGCUGAAUGCGGACGAGUUGACCCAUCUUUCAAGACAAAAUCUGCCGUUCUCGAUGCCUUUCUCACGGUUCUUUCCACUGUGCUGUGUGGAUUUCCAAACAUUUAUCGACAAGUUCUAUGCUUUCCUCGAAGGCGGACUAGAUAAUCGUCGGGAUGUGGAUGAGCUGUUGCGAAAGACCCUAGAAGUGUUCAUCGAGCAAGCGAUCUGCAGGAAGUCCGGCGAACGUCUCAAUCGGCUCAACCAACCCUCCCAAGUCGCGCAAGUGAUCGUCAACGUGGAACAGCUGUUCAAUGGCACCCGCGAGCUAGAAAAACAGCUCGCGGGCAUGCGUGUCCGUUCCGGCGGUUCCUCGCUGCGCCUCGACCCCGCUGCCCUCCAGGGACUGCUGAAUCAAGCAUUUGACCGUCUGAGGAAGAUCAUCCGCUCAAAGCUGGACGAUUUCUUCGAUCUGGCAGAGUACAACUGGUUGCCUCCACAGCCGGAGAAGAACCCAAGCAUGUUCCUUUAUGAACUUGUCAACUGGCUCUUUACGGUUGUGGACUCCCUUGGUGCCAGUGAGGACCUCAAGGAGCGCAUAUAUAAUGACGCGAUGGACUAUCUGAGCAACUAUUUCAUGGGCUUCUUGGUCGGACCGAAUGUCAAAGCGAUUAACGAUCUUGCAAUUGCGAACCUUCUGGUUGACGUUGAUUUCCUGGAAGGCGAAUUUGGAAAACGCGGCAGACCAGGCAUGGAGUUGCGCUUCACGAUAUUCCGCACUCUGUCGUCCAUCAUAUUGCAGAACGUGGUGCAGACGUACAUCCAGCCACAGUCUAGACGACCUCCCGGUCCUUACACGAACGUACAGCCUAAGAUGGUGUAUGAACUGCUCAACAAGCUCGCUCGUGGCGGCUCACAGAGUCGCGUUGCUGCGGAUCGGGAGAGGGCAGAGAGACGACGUAGGGAGGCCGUACAGGUGUCUCAGUUGUUUUCGUAGUCAUAUACCUGCAAGUAUU